UCAUAUCUAUUCCUUAAUAUGAUGUGUGUUAAUGGUUUGAAAUCAGCCACUACUGCAACAAAUAAUGAGUUGAUUUGGACAAGUACUAACUUGAAGAGAGGAGAUGAUCAACCUGAGCUUCAUUUUUUUGAGUUGGAUAGUGUACUAAUAGCCACAAACAAGUUCAGCAUUACAAACAAGCUUGGUCAAGGAGGGUUUGGUCAUGUUUAUAAGGGACAACUACAUGGGAAGGAAGUUGCAGUGAAAAGACUGUCUAGCAGCUCAUCACAAGACGAUGAAGAAUUUAGAAAUGAAAUGAUAUUGAUCUCCAAACUUCAACAUAGAAAUCUUCUUAAGCUCGUUGGUUGCUGCAUUGAAAUUGAAGAGAAGUUGUUAAUAUACGAGUUCAUGCUCAACAAGAGCUUGGAUACUUUUAUUUUCGAUGAUAGAAGAAGGGAAGAGCUUGAUUGGGUCAUACGGUUCAACAUUAUUGAUGGCAUUGCGAGAGGUCUUGUGUAUCUCCAUCGAGAUUCCAGUUUAAGGGUGAUACAUCGAGAUUUGAAGGCCAGUAAUAUUCUCUUGGAUGAGAAGAUGACUCCAAAAAUUUUCUGAUUUUGGAUUAGCAAGGAUUUUUGAAGGCACGUUAGAUCUAGCAAAUACUCAUAGGGUGGUAGGAACAAUCAGCUAUAUGUCUCCAGAGUACGCAUUGAGAGGAAUCUUUUCGGGAAAAUCUGAUGUAUUUAGCUAUGGCAUGUUACUACUAGAGAUAAUAAGCGGGAAAAAGAAUACUAGCUUCAAGAAUGAGGAUCAAUACCAAGGCCUUAUUGCAUAUGUGAGUAGUUCACAAAAGAAACCUCUCAAAUUGUGUUAUUAUGUUUGUGUGUUGUGGUGGAAAAUUGAGGCUGAUAUCAAUGUAAUGAAACAAUCAUGGCAGCUAUGGAGUGAAGGCAGAGGAAUAGAGUUGGUGGAUGAAGCAUUAGGCGAGUCAUAUAAUGAAUCAGAGGCAUUGAAAUGCAUACACAUUGGGCUUCUGUGCGUUCAAGACUUUGCCACAUAUAGACCUUCCAUGGCUCAAGUAACCUCCAUGUUAAGUAACCAAAUAUUUGAUCAACCUCAACUCAAACAACUUAUUUUUACUUUUCAAGCCAGCAAUAGUAGUUAUGAUCCUUCCACACAAAGUGGUAGUAGAUGCUCUGCCACUAUAUCUGUGCUUG
Molecule: messenger RNA, 1193 nt
Organism: Humulus lupulus (European hop)
Lineage: Eukaryota; Viridiplantae; Streptophyta; Magnoliopsida; Rosales; Cannabaceae
Product: G-type lectin S-receptor-like serine/threonine-protein kinase At1g61500
Exons: 4
Coding region: 19-591 (190 amino acids)
Biological process (GO): protein phosphorylation
Molecular function (GO): ATP binding; protein kinase activity
Source: RefSeq, a predicted model, not a curated record